GCCCGUCCAGCCCUGAGAACCAGAAGCGAGAAGCGAACCAAACGUGCCGGAAAAGAAGCUCACCCUCGAACCCGAGCAGACUCGAGCCAACCCCAGAGCGGCGGAGCAGACGAGGGGGAAUCCCGAUGGCGGCGGUGGCGAUGGACAUCGCGAAGCCCUCGGCGCUGCCGGCGAGCGUCGACGACCCGUCGGCGGCGUCGGCCAAGGGCAGGGCCGGCGGCGGGGAGGGCCUGCGCCAGUACUACCUGCAGCACAUCCACGACCUGCAGCUCCAGAUCCGGACCAAGACGCACAACCUCAACCGCCUCGAGGCCCAGCGCAACGACCUCAACUCGCGAGUUAGAAUGCUCCGGGAAGAGUUGCAGCUCCUUCAAGAACCGGGCUCAUAUGUUGGCGAGGUUGUGAAGGUUAUGGGCAAGUCAAAGGUUCUAGUCAAGGUUCAUCCAGAAGGCAAAUAUGUUGUAGAUCUUGAUAAAAGUAUUGAUAUUACAAAGAUAACCCCUUCAACAAGAGUUGCUCUUCGGAACGACAGCUACAUGCUUCACCUUAUCCUGCCCAGCAAGGUCGAUCCACUGGUUAAUCUUAUGAAGGUGGAGAAGGUUCCUGACUCUACCUAUGAUAUGAUUGGUGGUCUUGAUCAGCAAAUUAAAGAGAUCAAGGAGGUGAUUGAGCUUCCCAUUAAGCAUCCUGAGCUGUUUGAGAGUCUCGGAAUUGCCCAACCAAAGGGUGUGCUCCUUUACGGGCCUCCAGGUACAGGGAAAACAUUACUUGCUCGUGCAGUUGCUCAUCACACCGACUGCACCUUCAUCAGGGUCUCAGGUUCUGAGUUGGUUCAAAAGUAUAUUGGAGAGGGUUCCAGGAUGGUUCGUGAACUCUUUGUGAUGGCUAGGGAGCAUGCACCAUCCAUUAUAUUUAUGGAUGAAAUAGACUCUAUUGGAUCUGCUAGAAUGGAGUCGGGCUCCGGCAACGGUGAUAGCGAGGUUCAGCGUACUAUGCUUGAGCUUCUGAACCAACUUGAUGGUUUUGAAGCAUCGAACAAAAUUAAGGUUCUUAUGGCAACUAAUAGGAUAGACAUAUUGGAUCAAGCUCUUCUGAGGCCUGGUCGUAUCGAUAGGAAGAUCGAAUUUCCAAAUCCUAAUGCAGAUUCCCGUGGUGAUAUUUUGAAGAUUCACUCGAGGAAAAUGAACUUGAUGCGUGGCAUUGAUCUGAAAAAAAUUGCCGAGAAGAUGAACGGAGCAUCAGGAGCAGAGCUAAAGGCGGUCUGCACAGAAGCUGGAAUGUUUGCCCUCCGCGAGAGAAGGGUGCACGUCACCCAGGAGGAUUUCGAGAUGGCCGUGGCCAAGGUGAUGAAGAAGGAUACCGAGAAGAACAUGUCGCUGCGGAAGCUAUGGAAGUGAGGCCCUCGUUUUAGCAUCUCAGCUUUCGCCGGCAUGUAUCGGUGGUUUAAGCUUAUAGCGGCACAUUUGCCAGAUGAGCUGCGGGUUUCUUUGAACCGUGUCGACAACUGUAACCUGCAGCUGCCUUAUCAGGGUUAAAUUUCUUUAUUGGGUUAUAUUAUGAGACGGGAGUUGGGAACCGUUCGCUUGCUUGUAAUGUAAUGUUGCUUUACCGACUACGUAGAUUGGUAGCCUCGCUGUGCUGAGAAGGGUGACCGCAAUGGUGUGCUGUUUUACUUGAAUGUGGCAAAUGUUAUUUCUAGGGAAA
Aegilops tauschii subsp. strangulata is the source of this 1704-nucleotide messenger RNA. RefSeq names its product 26S proteasome regulatory subunit 8 homolog A. The record is from RefSeq and is a predicted model, not a curated record. Lineage: Eukaryota; Viridiplantae; Streptophyta; Magnoliopsida; Poales; Poaceae. Gene Ontology annotation, molecular function: ATP binding; ATP hydrolysis activity.